AUGGAACUGCAGUAUCCGCCGGCCUGCCUGCCAGCCCUCUCCCGGUGCUCUCGGGAGCUGGCUGCCGCCCGCGAUUCGUCUAGAAUCCUUUCUGAUGCACCCUUUGAGCUCCCGGGUAGCACCCUCUUCGGAGUCCCCUUUUUUGAAAGGUCAGGCUUUAUCCCUGCCGGGCUCGUGCUGAGAAAGGUGUCAGUGAUUAACACCGUGGACACGUCUCACGAGGACAUGAUUCACGAUGCCCAGAUGGACUACUAUGGCACCCGCCUGGCAACCUGCUCAUCAGACCGGUCAGUCAAAAUCUUCGACGUGCGCAACGGGGGACAGAUCCUCAUCGCUGACCUCAGGGGGCACGAGGGCCCGGUGUGGCAGGUGGCCUGGGCCCACCCCAUGUAUGGCAACAUCCUGGCAUCCUGCUCCUACGACCGCAAGGUCGUCAUCUGGAAAGAGGAAAGCGGCACAUGGGAGAAGACCCACGAGCACACGGGCCACGACUCCUCAGUAAACUCUGUGUGCUGGGCCCCCCAUGACUACGGGCUGAUCCUGGCCUGUGGGAGCUCUGACGGGGCCAUCUCCCUGCUGACCUACACCGGGGAGGGCCAGUGGGAAGCCAAGAAGAUCAACAACGCUCACACGGUAGGUGCUGGGUGCUGGGUGGCGGGUGAGCCGUGGGUGCCGCAGCUGUGCUCAGGGGCAGCCCUNGACCAGCCAUCAGGCCAGAGGCCCAACUAUGUCAAGAAGUUUGCAUCGGGCGGCUGUGAUAACCUCAUCAAGCUGUGGAAGGAGGAGGAGGACGGCCAGUGGAAGGAGGAGCAGAAGCUGGAAGCACACAGCGACUGGGUUCGAGACGUGGCCUGGGCCCCCUCCAUCGGCCUGCCCACCAGCACCAUUGCCAGCUGCUCCCAGGAUGGGCGCGUGUUCAUCUGGACCUGUGAUGACGCCUCGGGCAAUACGUGGUCCCCGAAACUACUGCACAAGUUCAACAAUGUGGUGUGGCACGUGAGCUGGUCCAUCACCGCCAACAUCCUGGCCGUCUCAGGCGGAGACAACAAGGUGACCCUGUGGAAGGAGUCGGUGGACGGUCAAUGGGUGUGCAUCAGCGACGUCAACAAGGGCCAGGGCUCCGUGUCCGCCUCCGCCACAGACAGCCAGCAGAACGAGCAGUGAUGCCUGCGUCCACCUGGACCGGCUGGCCGGCCUGCCGGGGAAGGGCCCCGCCCGGAAGGCCCCUCUCCCAGAGCAGGACGCACGCACCACGGGCGGGCCGGCCAUCUGCCUUAACGUGACUUGCUGUGGUGUGUAAUUUAUUGUCCGGCUGAAAGCCCUCAUGUCGUCAGGGGAAAGUACAAAUGAUCGUCAGAUCUAUUAUUUUAAAAUACUUGUGGCCAUUUAUAUGUACCUUUCGGGUUUCGGCAUUAUUUGGGAGCUUUUGUUUUCAGAGUAAUUAAAUAAACUCAUGUUGCUUAUAACUACAGCUGCAUUCAUGGCCCU
This is a messenger RNA of Condylura cristata (star-nosed mole), 1488 nucleotides long. RefSeq names its product SEC13 homolog (S. cerevisiae) (gene SEC13). Gene Ontology annotation, molecular function: protein binding; structural molecule activity. Lineage: Eukaryota; Metazoa; Chordata; Mammalia; Eulipotyphla; Talpidae. The record is from RefSeq and is a predicted model, not a curated record. Gene Ontology annotation, biological process: positive regulation of TOR signaling; COPII-coated vesicle budding; protein import into nucleus. Gene Ontology annotation, cellular component: COPII vesicle coat; nuclear pore outer ring. Bases 1 to 1164 code for a protein of 387 amino acids. The transcript is spliced from 10 exons.